This is a messenger RNA of Trichoplax adhaerens, 2976 nucleotides long. RefSeq lists its product as uncharacterized. The coding region runs from base 1 to 2976 and encodes 991 amino acids. The transcript is spliced from 7 exons. NCBI's taxonomy places the organism in Eukaryota, Metazoa, Placozoa, Uniplacotomia, Trichoplacea, Trichoplacidae. The record is from RefSeq and is a predicted model, not a curated record.
AUGCGUCCAGAAUCGUUACAAAUCGAUAAAAAAACGACAUUAUCUUCGCCAUGGCAAACUUACCAGUACUUUUCUCAAUCAUGCACUAAAACGUAUAAUUUACCAGUUAGUGAAAUUCGCAAAUCGACAUUCGCUACAAACAAAACCAAAGUAAUCUGCGUUCAAGGCAGUACGGAAAUUACACCGUUCACAGGUGGUACGAUUACCUUCGAUGCCACAGCUGGGCGGGCCGAAACACGGGCAGAUUUUCUACAAAACCCAGAGUUGUCUGAUUGGGUAACUGUUUCAGCGUUAAAAAUCGAAUUACGUCGAUUAAAUACUUUUGGUGAUGAUAAUUUUGGCGAUGAAAAUAGCUAUUUCUACGCAAUAUCUGACAUUGUAGUCGGCGGAAGAUGUAAGUGUAACGGUCACGGCGCUUCAUGCUAUUACGAUAAUAGUAAUACAUUAACUUGCAGAUGUCAGCAUAAUACUCAAGGCAGAGACUGCCAAAGCUGCCAAAGUAAAUUUAAUGAUCGACCAUGGGCCGCCGCAACAGAUUCGGAAGCUAACGAAUGUAUUGAGUGUAAAUGCAAUGGUUUAGCUGAAAGUUGUAACUUCAACCGAACGUUAUACGAAGCUACGGGUAGUGGUGGAAUAUGUGUUGGGUGUCGAAAUGGCGCAACAGGCAUAAAUUGUCAAAAGUGUCUAUCUGCAUACUAUCCUAUUGAUAGAAAUGACCCAUCGAAAGGAUGCCAAAAUUGCAGUUGCAAUGCCGUUGGGUCUCUCAAUUCUGUAUGUGAUUCGAUGGGACGAUGUCGCUGUAAACCCGGUGUAGCUGGCGAUAAAUGUGAUCGCUGUCAAGCUUUUUAUUACAAUUUUACAUCAGCGGGCUGUAGCUCAUGUGAUUGUUCAGAAGCUGGGACCAGGGCAGAUAGUAGUGAUUGCGAUAAAAUCACAGGCCAAUGCCAAUGCAAAGUUAACGUUAUUGGAAAACAAUGUGAUAGAUGCAUCACCUCACAUUUUGCUCUCUCGGUUGAUAAUCCUGAAGGUUGUCAGAGAUGUUUUUGUUUUCAGCAUGGUACUGAAUGUCUCUCAGCCUCCAAUUACAAACAAAGUAUGAUCAAAUCUGAUUUUCAGCAAGGGUUUGAUGGCUGGCGAAUAACGGACGAUAAAGGAAGAAUCAUCGUAGGAGAUUUUCUAGCAUUUAACUGGACGAUAGGAUCAGUCUCAGCUACAGUCGUUAGAGCUGAUUCGCCUUUAGCUUACUUUUAUGCUCCUCUAAAAUUUCGCGGCGAUCAGCGUUACUCCUACGGUAAAAGUUUAAGAAUUAGCAUCAGUGCAACUGCCCCUAACACCACUUCCUUCAUUCUAACAUCACUAGAUGUUCAGAUAUUAGGAGGUAUCGGGAAUUCCAAGCGCCUUGUUUCUUCAUCAUUAAGCAGAGUCAACCAAAGUCAAAUAUUACCUUCUAAUCAAAUAAGAUGGUAUGAUUUACGAUUGCAUGAAGGUCCGACAUACGGUUGGUCUCCAUCCUUAUCGUCCAUCGAAUUUCAAAGUAUUUUAUACAAUAUCGAACAAGUUAUCAUUAUUGCCAAAUUUUCUGGUCUUCUUAAUUCCGUAGUCAGACUACAUAAUGUAACACUACAAUCAGCAGAAUUAAUCAAUAAUCAAGAACUUUCCUCAUCAUACAUAUUAGCUAAUUACGUGGAGGAAUGUACCUGUGCAAAGCCUUAUGGAGGCUUGUCCUGUCAAUUAUGUGCAGAUGGUUACAGGCGUGAUCAAUUUGGUGGAACGGUUUAUACGGAGUGUGUUCCUUGUCAAUGUAACAAUCAAGCUGCAACAUGCAAUACUACUAUGUGUCACUGCCUCAACCAUACAGCCGGAACAUUUUGUGAGAAUUGCCAAUCAGGCUAUUACGGUGAGGCCACAGAUGGUGGUUUCUGUAGUCGUUGUCCAUCAGUGUGCAACCUUAGUAAAGUGGGAGCGGGUGGUGAAUGCUUGAAAGACGAUCAGAAUAAAAUCAUUUGUACUAACUGUCGUAGAGGAUAUGCUUACCCGCAAUGCAUACACUGUAGCGACGGUUACUAUGGCGAUCCUGCCGGUAUUCGCGGCGUAGUAACUCCAUGUCAACAAUGUCAAUGUAAUGGUAAUAUUGAUCCGAAUGCUGUAGGAAAUUGCAACAGAACUACAGGAGAGUGUUACAAGUGCAUUUAUAAUACUGAAGGAUUUUAUUGUCAACAGUGUCUGAUUAAUUAUUACGGAAAUGCUCUGUCACCCCUUAAAGGAAAACAAUGUAAAGCCUGCAAUUGUCAUCCCUUUGGCACUAAUUCAUUCAGAAAUGCUACUUCACCGUGCAACAGAAUUACGGGACAGUGCUCUUGUCGGAAAAAUGUAAUAAACCGAGACUGUAGCCAAUGCAAGGCUAACUUCUGGGGGAUUAAUUCAGGAGAAGGGUGUAUCUCUUGUAAGAAUUGCAGCAAAACAGGAUCUGUAGGUUGCGAUCAAAUAACGGGUGACUGUCUUUGUAAGCCAAAUGUUGGGGGCGAGCUGUGUGAUAGAUGUCUACAUGGUUUUUAUAAUUUUUCCAUUGAAGGAUGCACAGCUUGUAGAUGCGAUCCCUUUGGAAUUUAUAAUACUUCAAAUGGAAGACAAUGUUUCGAGAACGGAACAUGUACUUGCCGAUCGACCACCAUUAUAGGCGAGAAGUGUGAUCAGUGUGUAAUUAAUCAUCAUUCUUUGCGAGUCUAUUCGCCACAACAGCCUUGUCAAGAAUGCGAUCAAUGCUAUGGUCAAUUCGUAAAAACUUAUGUCAACCAGCGGAGAACAGAGUUGCUAAAUCUUCAAGAAAUUAUCGCUGUUUUAUUAUACAAUCCUACAUCAUUAAUUAACGUCACCCAGUUCGAAAUUAGAGUCGAAGCAGCUAAUGGCAGCAUUCAACAGUUAUUAAACGCGAUGCAGGUAGUCGUUCAACAAGAUAUCCAAAUGUACACAACGUAA